Galendromus occidentalis (western predatory mite) is the source of this 727-nucleotide messenger RNA. RefSeq names its product protein PBDC1. Bases 153 to 668 code for a protein of 171 amino acids. The record is from RefSeq and is a predicted model, not a curated record. The transcript has 4 exons. Gene Ontology annotation, cellular component: cytoplasm. Lineage: Eukaryota; Metazoa; Arthropoda; Arachnida; Mesostigmata; Phytoseiidae.
CUCGCGUGAUUCCAUGUGCGGUUUGUCACACGAGGCGCGCUGUGAUUGAUUCGCAAGUCCCCUGUAGUCAAACUCAUGGAGAUCUGAUUCCCUAAGGGUUUGAAUACUGGGCUGAAGCAAACGUCUGGGAUCUUGGGAGUCACGUCUGUAUUAUGGCCAACAUUGGUGACGGUUUAGAUCCCACGGGUCUCCUAAGCGCUGCACGAUUACUGGAGCGUCCAGCUGAAGAAUUCGUGAACCACCAGGAAGUAGAGACACUCUGGGCCAUCAAGGCUUCGGAGCAUAUGGAAGUAUACUUCAACCUGCUGAAAGCUCUGGAUCCGAAGGUUCUGCGUCUCACACCUGUUGACCAAUUGAUUUUCGACGACUUCAGUAGAACAUUUGGUGACAAAAAUAUCAAUCUCGAGAAACUAGACGAGGCAGAGUUGAAGAGCGAGGCAUCGAAAGCUAUCUGGCGGGAGUUUUGUAACCGUUUCGAAGGUAGCGUCGAAGAUUUCAACUUUGCGACGAUUCUCCGUCUCGACACCUCAGGAGAUUACAGUCCAGAGAACACGACCUUGGUUCCGAGAGUUCAAUUCUACGCAAUAGAGAUCGCCCGGAACAGGAGUGGCCUGAACGACAGCAUCAGAGAGAAAUUCGGCGCCAAAUCGAAACCCGUGAAAGCUUAAAGCGCCAGACAGCUGCGUCUAACAUGUAAAUAAUGUUGAUUCCUGCAAUAAAUUCUGUG